AUGGAUUUGUGGCAAGUGCUGCGUCAACUGCGACCGGGAAGUCCAUCGCAUGGCAGCUGCAACAUUGAGUUGCAGCAACGUUGCAACAGCAACAAAGCGAAUCAAACAGUUCAUCAGGGUCAAGUGCAACCCUUGGCAACCCCAGAGGCCACACGGGUCACAGAGCAAUCGUUGCAGGUUUGGCGGGCGUUACCCGCCGAGAUUCGCCAUGAUCCGAGCAUGGCCAGCUUUCAAAUGGAGAAUGAGCGCAUCCAUGGCGAGAGUUCGACUGCUGGCAAUAGCGAGGGAGAAGAUAAGCCAGAAGAGAAUAAGAUAUACCCAUGUCAAGCAUUAGAGUUGCCGGAAGGUAGUGCUUCCAGCUAUAAUGGUUCCGAUUUUCUGGACAUCAAAUUAAAGUCCGGUUGCGACGGAGACAAGAGUACGGAUGAUGAGGCCACGACAACGCACUCGGAUCAGGAUCCACAGGCAAAUGGACCAGGAAAUGCCAAGUCUCUGGCCAGGCGCAUUCAUCACAGAUCCAAGCGUUCCAAGGAGCAACUGCAGCGGGAUAAAGUCUGUAAACGUUGUGCUUUAUUGGUCUUCUGGGGAUUUGCGGCCACUGUGCUGAUAACUGUAGGUGAAAAGCAUCUGCUGGAGAAGAUCAUCCAGGUGCCGCAGGGAGAGCAGGGGAAAUAUUUCAAGCUAGAUCAAAAACCGACUGGCAACUUUCGGUUGACGCUAGAUGGCGCUUUCGAGAGAUCCUCCAUGCUCCAAGCUUCAGUCAAAGGCGCUGAGAGUGAGAAUCAAACUUUGAGUCGCAGCUAUCUUAUAGUGCAGCCACAGAUAUCCAUUCUGGACAAGAAUGAGAGCCACGUUUUUAAGGACAUUUUGGAGCCUUGGCAGCUGCCUUUGGUGGCUGAAGAUGAGCUGGACAAUGCAGUGGCCGUUUCACUCAAUCACACCUAUCACAUCACCACAGAGCUCAAAGAUCUGCUCUCUAAGAAGGGCAACGAAAUUCGUCUCCAUAUUUAUAGCGAUGCUGGCAAGGAUUUGGCCAUUGAAUUAAGCUACAAUCCAUUGAUUGUGAACACGCACACUGGCAGCAUUCUGGCCGGGAUUAUACUGCUCAUCUUCUAUGCAUUGCUGGUGUGGGAACAAUUGGAACGUCCCUUUGUGGCCAUGGUCUGCUCUGUGCUGUCUGUCACCGCCUUGGCUGUCUUUCAUGAUCGCCCCAACAUGGAUGAGAUUAAGGAGUGGAUGGACAUGGAGCUUCUCACACUCCUCUUUUGCAUGAUGUUACUCAUUCUCAUAUUAACGGAGACGGGUAUCUUUGACUACUUGGCCGUCAUUUGCUUUGAGAUGUCCGGCGGCAAAAUCUGGCCCAUGAUCUACAGUCUUUGUCUGACAACGUGUUUGGUUUCCAGUGUGCUGGACAACAUGACAACGGUGCUGCUCCUAACUCCAGUUGCCAUCAGACUAUGCGAAGUCAUGCAACUGGAUCCCAUUCCCGUUGUCAUGGGCAUCAUUGUCCAUGCAAACAUCGGUGGUGCUCUGACUCCCAUCGGAGAUCCCAUCAGCAUCAUCAUCAGCACCAAUCACAUUAUUGUGGCAAAUGGCAUCAACUUUCUCACUUUUGUGACACACAUGCUGCCCGGCGUGUUCUUGGCUCUCGUCCAAAGCUGCAUCUAUUUGCGUGCUUACUAUCGCAACAUGGAUGAACUGCGUCUCAAGGAGCCCAAAGAGUUACGAGAGAUGCGUCGAGAGAUUAUGGUAUGGCAACGUGCACUGAAUGCCGUUGCCAUCUGCUCCAAGGAUGCACAGUUGGUGCGUGGCACACUCCAGAGCCGGGUGAAGCAGCUGAAGCGCACGCUGCGACGGCGAGAACGUGGCGUUGGCUCCACGGAGAUCUAUACGAGCACCCUGGACGAGCUGAAGCAGAAGUAUCCGAUCAAGAACAAGAAGCUGCUCCUGCAAUCGGCUGGUACCCUGUUCCUUGUCAUCGUCUGCUUCGUCGUACAGUCGCUACCGCAUUGGAGAACCUUGCCCCUCGGCUGGGUGGCAUUGCUGGGCGUCAUCCUGCUGCUGAUUGUGCUCAAUCGCGAUGACAUGGAACACUUAUUGCAUCGGGUGGAAUGGACCACUCUGCUCUUCUUUGCCGCUAUGUUUGUGAUGAUGGCGUGCGUGGAGCGUCUGGGUCUCCUGGUCAGCAUCGGUGAACUGACGAAGCAUGUCAUCCUAGGAGUCGAUAAGCACUAUCGACUCGCCGUUGCUAUCUUUAUGAUAUUGUGGACAUCGGCUCUGGCCUCAUCCGUUCUGGACAGCAUUCCUGUGACGGCCAUGAUGGUCAAGCUGGUCACGUCUCUGGUGGCGACGCAGUCUCUGGAAUUGCCUCUGCAACCACUUGUCUGGGCUCUGACCCUAGGCACGUCCAUGGGCGGCAAUGGCACCCUGUAUGGCGCCUCUGUCAACGUCAUCGCCGCGGGAAUUGCCGAACAGCACGGCUACAAAUUAUCCUUUACACGGUAUCUCAAAACAGUGCUGCCCAUGAUGCUAGGUCAGGUCAUCUUGAUGACAGUCUAUUUGAUGAUCUCACAUGUUGUCUUUAGCUGGCAUUAAUAACAGGAGUUUUAUUGUUAAAC
This is a messenger RNA of Drosophila innubila, 2618 nucleotides long. It is a transcript of the gene hoe2, whose product is annotated as P protein. Bases 1 to 2595 code for a protein of 864 amino acids. NCBI's taxonomy places the organism in Eukaryota, Metazoa, Arthropoda, Insecta, Diptera, Drosophilidae. The transcript has 6 exons. Gene Ontology annotation, biological process: transmembrane transport. The record is from RefSeq and is a predicted model, not a curated record. Gene Ontology annotation, cellular component: membrane.